ACUGGUAUUUGGAGAAAGAAUUCUGGGUGAAUUGCAAGUUUGAAUUGUUUAGCUUCUAUUUUUCCUCCGUACAUUUACCAACAUAUCCCAACUUUGAAGUUUAUACAAAAAAAUCAAAAUGGCCACUUGUGUAUCAACAAUUGUUGCACCUUCUAAUACUAGAAAUUCAGCAAGGGUGUUUACUGUUGGAGGAAGAAAUCUGAGGGUGAAUUACCCUGGGAGAGCUCGUUGCAUUAAAAUGUAUGACCGCAGGAAUGGAUUUUCUGGUGGCAUCCAGGUGUCGGGUUUACUUGAAGUUAAGUGUUCAGCCAAUUCUCACGGGGUCAGUCCAUAUAAUAGCCAGGGACCUUUUCUUGAUUUACAUCCUGAGGUGUCAAUGCUUAGAGGAGAAGGGAGCAGUACAGUUAACAGCCCAAGAAAGGAUAGCUCACGUGAAGAUGUAUCUGAGAGCCUAGGAGCUAUGUCUAUUCAAAGUGAUUACAAUGAAGCAAAGAUCAAAGUUAUAGGUGUUGGAGGAGGUGGGUCUAACGCAGUCAAUCGCAUGAUAGAGAGUUCGAUGCAUGGUGUGGAGUUUUGGAUUGUUAAUACUGAUGUUCAAGCCAUGAGAAUGUCACCUGUCUAUCCUGAGAACCGUUUGCAAAUUGGUCAUGAGCUUACGCGAGGUCUUGGCGCUGGUGGUAACCCCGAGACCGGAAUGAAUGCUGCUAAAGAAAGCAGAGAGUCUAUAGAAGAGGCGGUCUAUGGAGCCGAUAUGGUCUUUGUUACAGCUGGAAUGGGUGGGGGAACUGGCACAGGUGGAGCUCCAAUUAUUGCCGGUAUAGCAAAGUCAAUGGGUGUACUGACGGUUGGUAUUGUCACCACCCCUUUCUCAUUUGAAGGAAGAAGGAGAGCUAUUCAAGCCCAAGAAGGAAUUACAGCCUUGAGAGAUAAUGUGGACACACUUAUAGUUAUUCCAAAUGACAAGCUACUAACAGCAGUUUCUCAGUCUACCCCUGUAAGUGAAGCAUUCAAUUUGGCUGAUGAUAUUCUUCGACAGGGUGUUCGUGGCAUAUCUGAUAUUAUUACGAUACCAGGGUUAGUGAAUGUAGAUUUUGCUGAUGUUCGAGCUAUCAUGGCCAAUGCUGGUUCUUCACUAAUGGGGAUAGGAACUGCAACUGGAAAAUCAAGGGCAAGAGAUGCUGCGUUAAAUGCCAUCCAGUCACCUUUGCUGGAUAUUGGUAUAGAGAGGGCAACUGGAAUUGUUUGGAACAUAACUGGGGGGACUGAUCUGACCUUGUUUGAGGUAAACGCAGCAGCAGAGGUUAUAUAUGAUCUUGUGGACCCAACUGCUAAUUUAAUAUUUGGAGCAGUAAUAGAUCCAUCACUCACCGGUCAAGUCAGCAUAACAUUGAUUGCAACUGGAUUCAAGCGUCAAGAGGAGGGUGAAGGGAGGCCCCCGCAGGCGACUCAACUCACUCAGGCAGAUUCAAGCUUCGGCUUUAAUCGGAGAUCCUCUUCUUUUAAUGAUGGUGGUUUGUUUGAGAUACCUGAAUUCCUAAAGAAGAAAGGAGGUUCACGAUAUCCAAGGGCUUGAUAUUCUUCUUCCCAAUGUCUUUAAUCCCUUGCACUUCUUCACCCUUAGCUAUACACAACACGAAAGUUAAUUACUUUCCACUUCCCAUGAAUGCUUUUCUUGGCAUAUUUGAAUGAGUUCAUUAGCCUGUACAGAGAAUGUUUCUUUAAUGCUGAGAGGUUCAACUUAUUUUUAUCAA
This is a messenger RNA of Vigna radiata var. radiata (mung bean), 1751 nucleotides long. Its product is annotated as cell division protein FtsZ homolog 2-1, chloroplastic. The record is from RefSeq and is a predicted model, not a curated record. Gene Ontology annotation, cellular component: chloroplast; cytoplasm. Gene Ontology annotation, molecular function: GTPase activity; GTP binding. Gene Ontology annotation, biological process: chloroplast fission. Bases 119 to 1573 code for a protein of 484 amino acids. The transcript has 7 exons. Lineage: Eukaryota; Viridiplantae; Streptophyta; Magnoliopsida; Fabales; Fabaceae.